GGAUCACAGUAUCCAGCCCGGCAAAGGUUACAGACACGAACAACGACGCUAACAUUCACGUGAUGCUGUCUGAAGUGGUGCAGGUGCUGCGUGGAGCAGGUAAAGUGGGCUCUGCUCUGCUGAGCACGCAGGGGGAGCAGCUCUGCCUCGUGACCUCUAACUCCAGUCUGGGAGCAGGGCUGAAAGUCGCUCAGGGUCUGGUGUGGGGUCCGGUGCGUGGUCUGCUGGACCCCUUCAUGGGAGCCAGUAAUGAGCCAGACUCAGUAAAGGAAGACGUGUUUCCUGAUGCAGAAGGUUGGGAGAACAUGGACGUGGAUGAAGCAGCUCAGUGGGCUGGUGGCUCUGACGCCUCCUCUGAUGCAAUGCAACAAAACCACACAGAAGCUGGAGCUGCAGUAGAUAUGUCAUCAGACGUACAUCCACCCUCAGGUGGCGCAGGAGGAGGGGCCAGCUGGCCGAGGCAGAAUGCGCGCUUCCUUCACACCGCAGUUUCACACGUUCACAGGUUCCACUGCCAGACCAGGUCUGUGCACGACACUGUGGAGGCCAGACUCACGGCAGAGGACAUCCAGAAGGCCAGGGAGUCCAAGCAGUCCCGGGUCAAACCUGUGAGACAGAAGUUAAGUGACCGUGCAAAAGAGAGCAAGGUGCCUGCCAGUAGAAUCAGCAGGCUCGCUAACUUUGGAGGACUGGCAGUGGGGCUGGGACUGGGUGCCAUCGUAGAAGUGGCAAAACAGUCACUGGGAGGCAAACAAACGGGAGACACGAGCGCUCUGCUGGACUCUGUCCUCCUGUCCGAGGCCAACGCCGAGCGAAUAGUCAAUACUCUGUGUAAAGUCCGCGGAGCCGCGCUGAAGAUCGGACAGAUGCUGAGCAUUCAAGAUAACUCCUUCAUCAACCCCCAGCUGCAGAGGAUCUUUGAGCGCGUGCGACAGAGCGCAGACUUCAUGCCCACGUGGCAGAUGAAUAAGGUUUUAGAGGAGGAUCUGGGUCCUGGAUGGAGAGACAAACUGUCCUCUUUUGAAGACAAACCAUUUGCUGCUGCUUCCAUUGGCCAGGUGCAUCAUGGGGUAUUAAAGGAUGGUCGUGAAUUAGCCAUGAAGAUUCAGUAUCCUGGAGUAGCAGAGAGUAUCCACAGUGACAUCAAUAAUCUCAUGUCUGUGCUGAAGAUGAGCGUGGUCCUGCCCGAAGGUCUGUUUGCUGACAGCAGUCUCGAGGUUCUUCAGCGGGAGCUGGUGUGGGAGUGUGACUACAAGAGGGAAGCAGAGUGUGCCAACAAGUUCAAGUCUCUGCUACAAGGGGAUGACUUCUUCCAAGUCCCCGACGUGAUUGAUGAGCUGUCAGGAAAGAGGGUUCUGGCCAUGGAUCUGGUACACGGAGUCCCACUAGACCACUGUGUAGACCUGGACCAGGAGACCAGGAACCAGAUCUCCUUCAGGAUCCUCCAGCUGUGCCUCAGGGAGCUGUUUGAGUUCAGGUUCAUGCAGACGGAUCCAAACUGGUCCAACUUCUUCUACAACUCAGAGACCAACAAGGUUGUUCUGUUGGACUUUGGAGCAUGCAGAGAUUACCCACAGUCCUUCACAGAUGACUACAUACAGGUGGUGCACGCUGCUUCAGUGGGGGAUCGAGCGACUGUUCUUUCCAAAUCAAAGGAGCUGAAGUUCCUGACAGGCUUUGAGACGAAGGCAUUUGAGGACGCCCACGUUGAGGCCGUGAUGAUCCUCGGUGAAGCCUUUGCUUCCUCGGAGCCUUUUGACUUCGGCACCCAGAGCACCACGCAGCGCAUCCAGAGCCUCGUCCCCGUCAUGCUGCGCCACAGGCUCACCCCGCCUCCUGAGGAGACUUACUCCCUGCACCGCAAGAUGGCCGGCUCUUUCCUCAUCUGCUCUAAGCUGAAGGCACGUAUACCAUGCAAGGACAUGUUCCUGGACGUGUACAAGGCCUACAAUCACAGGAAGCAGGCGGCGCAGGCGGCGCAGGCCAGAGCGUAAACCCUCAGGAACAAGGUUACGACCACACUAAGCUGAGGGGCUUCUGUGAAGAGGAACCCAAGGAUCGAUUCAUGAAUUCACACGCGUUUAUGUCAAUAUGCAACUGACUGUAUGACAGAAUGCUCGAGUGAAUGUGAAAUUGAAAAUUUAGUUUAUUCAAAACUAAAUCAUUGUUCUAAACCAUCACUCAUACUAAUGUAAUAAUACAUUAAAAAUGGAUUAAGGAUUAAGGAGAAUGUCACAGUACACACAGUAUCAACUAUAACCAACUUGACUUUUUAAAAAAGCAAGCUAUAUUCCCUUUCUGUUGCCAUGGUUGAAGUGAAAGAAUUGUUACGUCCUGCUCGUGUGUGUUGGUGAGAAAAGAAUGGGAUUUCCUGUCAUUGAGGACAGAUAAUGGGCCCAGUAGUGCCUGUAUAAUAACACUGUUGACACACAAGUGCUGUCCUUAUCAGAGGAAUUAGUGAAAGCAGUCUGAAGAUAAUAACUGAUCAUGGUUUUACAUUGUGACACUCCAUAACUGACACCAUCAUUUAUUACUUUGUAGGUUUGACACUUUGUAACAUAAAAGACGGCAUGCUUUUAUUAAACAAUAUAAAAUGGAGAACAUA
Solea senegalensis (Senegalese sole) is the source of this 2605-nucleotide messenger RNA. RefSeq names its product coenzyme Q8B (gene coq8b). Gene Ontology annotation, biological process: ubiquinone biosynthetic process. Bases 63 to 1994 code for a protein of 643 amino acids. The transcript has 16 exons. NCBI's taxonomy places the organism in Eukaryota, Metazoa, Chordata, Actinopteri, Pleuronectiformes, Soleidae. Gene Ontology annotation, cellular component: extrinsic component of mitochondrial inner membrane. Gene Ontology annotation, molecular function: kinase activity. The record is from RefSeq and is a predicted model, not a curated record.